AUGAGUAUCUCGCUGUCUACCCCUACUUUUAAGGUGGGUCUUACACCAGAAGAGAAAAAGUUAUACACACAAUUAUUCAAAUCAUUGGAUCCCGAAAAUACCGGUGUUGUUACUGGUGAGAAAGCAAGAACCACCUUUGAGAAAUCUGGGUUGCCACCUUCUAUUUUGGGUGAAAUCUGGCAAAUAUCUGAUCUGAACAAUUUGGGGUUUUUGAAUCAAUUUGGAUUUUGCUAUGCAAUGAGAUUAAUUGGGUAUACACAGUCAGGACAACACCCAGUGCCAGGGUUAGCAGAUGUUCCUGGUCCGUUGCCAAAGUUUGUGAAUUUGAGUUUACCACAGCAAAACAAUUUACAGCCACAGUCGACAAACAGUUCGUUUAUGUCGUCACAACCAAAUGCUUCUAUUCCACAAUCGGCCGCUUCUCAAGAUUCUUUUGCUGCUGUUUCUCCUAACGACUAUCAAAAGUUUUCUCAAUUGUUCAUCAAGACCGUUGGGUCUGCUCAAGGUGAUUUGGAUGGGUCAAGAGCAAAAGAUAUUUUCUUGAAAGCCAAGUUGCCAACUACAACUUUGGGACAAAUUUGGAGUUUAGUUGAUAGAUACAAUACUGGGAAAUUGAAUGUCGGUGGAUUUGUGAUUGCAAUGUAUUUGAUCCAAGGAUUGUUAAGUGGACAUAUUAAACAAUUGCCUCCAUUUUUGCCUGAAUCAAUUUGGAAGUCAGUCGAGCAACCACAACAGCAACUGCAUCCAGCAAUUGCUGCUCAGAACACUCUGCAAUCUCGUCAAGUGUCUCACAGUUCUAUUAACUCUCAGCUGACUGCAAUUAGACAUCCAACUACCAGGGACGUAUCAUCUACUGGUGAAUGGAUUGUUACUCCUGCAAUGAAACAACAAUAUGAAUCUAUUUUCAAUAAUCUUGAUAAGGAAAAGAAGGGUCGCUUAAACCCAGACCAAGUCGCAUCAUUUUUAAUGACAUCGAAGUUGAACCAGCAAGAUUUGGCAUUGAUUUGGGAUUUGGCCGAUAUUCAGAACUCGGGAUUUUUUUCAAAAUUGGAGUUCUCUGUUGCGUUAUUCUUAGUUAACAGGAAAAUUGCUGGUAAGCCCUUGCCAAAUGUUGUUCCAGAUGAAUUACUUGUUUCAUUAAAACAAGAACCAGUAGCUUCGCACUCUUCAACUGUUGGUUCGAGUAGUUUGGAGUCCCAACCCCAACCCCAACAUCAACAACAACAGCGCCAAGUUUCAGACAUUCAGAAUAGUUCAGUUCCUGUUCAAUCACAAUCUAUUGCUAAAUCGAAAUCCUCUAUAGACGAUUUGGUUGAUAUUUUUGGGAGUUCCGAUGCUGCUGCAAGCAAUACUCCUACCGCUGCACCUCAAGUGAAACCGGAACUUGUACAGAGAGCAUCAAGUAGUGACUUAUCACAUGCAGAAGUACCAAGAAUUCGUAACACCUUGACUGGUUCUUUCAAACCAACUUCAAGUUUUGGUCAGUCGUUGAUGCAACAGCAGGAGACCCGACACCAGUCACUGUCAUCAAACUUGGCAUCUCCAGUCGAAGAAAAGAAACAAGUUCAAAGCUUGUCUACUGGUGAAAGAGCAGUUUCUCCUCAACCUCAGCAACAACAGAAAUCUGUCAAUUAUGAAGCGUUAAGAAGUGUUCCUCCACCUCCUCCACCACCAUCGCAAACACAGCCUUCACUCCAAAAAAGGGAUAGUGCUCCUGUGCCUGGUGCUGUUUCUUCACCAAAUCCUUAUACACCUUCAUCGCAACAACCAUCUGGUGAAAGGUCUUUGUCGCAACGAGCCCCAAGCAGUAGUAAUGAUGAUUUGUUGGCAGACCCUGCUAUUUCUGGGCAAUUAUCGCAAGCCACCUCUGAUAUUGCUAAUGUUUCAAAUCAAAUAAAAUCACUCACUAGUCAAACCACUAACUUACACGAAAAGAAAACGAGAGCUGAAAAAGAACUUCAAAGAAUUUUAAUUACUAAAUCCGAGAUCGAAAACAAGUUGAAACAAUUGAGGGCUUCUUAUGACAAUGAAGUGAAACAAGUGGAACAAGUUGAGGCAAACUUAGCAACCGCUAAAGAAGAAACUGAAGCAUUGAGAUCAGAAGCAUCUAUUGCUGAAGCAAAAGUUAACUCCUUGUCGGGUGAGUUACAUGAAAAACAAGUCGCUAUGGAAAGUUUGCAGAAAGAAAAUAGUACUUUGAAAGAAAAAUUGGGCAGUUUGAAUGCAGAGAUAGUUGAGCUUGAAAAGCAAGCUGCUUCCAAAAGUCAGGAAACCCAUGCUUUGUCUAAUCAAGUUGCUGUAAAGAAAUCACAAGUUCAAGUUGCCAUAGUCAAGAGUGAAGAAUUGAAGAGUAAGAUUGCCGAAAUUGAAGCUUCGCAUAAGCAAUUGCAAUUGGACUUGGAUAAUGCUGAAAGAGAAAGAUUGGACUCGGAAAACCGUGCCAAGGAGUUGCAUGCAAAGUCUGUCGAGUUGGAACAAAAUAAACCAACAAAUCCAAGUGCCGGCAUAACUGCUACUAUUGGUGCUGCUGCCGUUGGUGCUGCCGCCGUUGUUGGUGGUGGCGUGGCAAGUGUAGUUCAUCACCUUUCUGCUGGAAGUACUGAAUCAAGCGACUCUGGAUCAAGAAAUGACCCCGUUGAACGUUCUGUUAAGGAAGAAACUGAGUCUGAUAAUGACGUAGAAGAAACUAAUGCUAGGUUCCCUCAAUUACAAGUCAGUGAACCUGCUGAUAAUGCCACAAAUACAACCUCCUCAAAUAUCACAGAUCGCGCUACUGAUGAUGAGGAAACCCCUAUAACUUCUCCAAGCAAUUCCGAUUUCCAGUUCCCACAGGGAAACAAUGCUGCUAUUGUUGGUGGUAUGGUAGGCAUGCCUGGCGUUUUGGUUGGAGUUCAAAGAACGGAAUCUUUGACUUCCAGUGUGCAGAACAAUGCUGCUUUAUCUGUGCGUGACGAUAAUAUAGAUGAAAUUAGUGAUCGUGAGACUUUAGAAAAUGCUGAUAGUAGUGAAGAAACUGCUCCAAAUACUGCAAACACUGGCAGCUUCGACAGUGCUGAAAGACAGCACCUUGAAGGAAGUGAUAAAGGCUCUUCUUCUUUUGAAAUUGUUAAUGCCGAAGAAGCAAGAUCUCCGGAGCAUGGGAAUGAUGAAUUUCCUCCUAUUAGAGAAUUGGAUUACCAAGAAAGUGACUCGUCAGAUGACGGAGAGGAUCAAACAUUUGAUGAUGCUGUUGAUAGUUUACAAAAACAAGAGAAACUGUAUCAAGGAAGUAGCACGGUUGGUAGAGAGGUUGAUUCUGCUCCUUCUGAGAGGGCUCAAUCUACAAGGGAUUCCAACUUUGAUGAUUUCGACUUUGAUAAUUUGCAGCCAGCAGCUCCAGAAACUGAAACAAAUGAGAAAGAUUUUUUCAAUGAUGAAUUUACUAAUUUAGAAGCUGCUAAUGUUGAUAAUGCAGGGGAUGAAGAGUUUGGCCAAGAGAAUGACGAGUUUGGUGGGUUAUCUGAAGAUUUCACCAACUCCAAUGCACCAGACUUUAGUCGUCCAGAAGAAUCUAGUACUGCUCCCUUAGAAGGAAAUGAUGAGUGGGAGCAAUUAUUUGCGGGAUUUGGAAAUUCGCAACCUCAACAAGAGGAGCAAUCUCUGGGUGAUAUACCGGCGUCAGGCUCGGCUCGGGUAUCGGAGCCGCCUAGUUCUGUGUCGGCUCCAUUGACACGCGACCCGCCAAGAUAUGAGUCUCCUCCGACUGCACAACCUACCAGAACAUCUUCAAAUGAGUACGCUAUACAAGAAUUGGUGGGGAUGGGUUUCGAUGAAAACACAGCAAUCGAAGCUUUGAAGAAAGAAGACUGGAACUUGGAAGCUGCUACAAACUAUUUAUUGGACACUGCUUAA
Messenger RNA from Candida albicans SC5314, 3891 nucleotides. It is a transcript of the gene CTA3, whose product is annotated as Cta3p. Gene Ontology annotation, cellular component: plasma membrane; cytoplasm. The record is from RefSeq and is a predicted model, not a curated record. NCBI's taxonomy places the organism in Eukaryota, Fungi, Ascomycota, Pichiomycetes, Serinales, Debaryomycetaceae. The coding region runs from base 1 to 3891 and encodes 1296 amino acids. Gene Ontology annotation, biological process: endocytosis; endosomal transport. Gene Ontology annotation, molecular function: calcium ion binding; protein binding. The transcript is spliced from 2 exons.